Messenger RNA from Petromyzon marinus (sea lamprey), 4954 nucleotides. RefSeq lists its product as uncharacterized. Gene Ontology annotation, biological process: positive regulation of transcription by RNA polymerase II; positive regulation of Rho protein signal transduction. Lineage: Eukaryota; Metazoa; Chordata; Hyperoartia; Petromyzontiformes; Petromyzontidae. The record is from RefSeq and is a predicted model, not a curated record. Gene Ontology annotation, molecular function: actin binding. Gene Ontology annotation, cellular component: sarcomere.
UUGCUGAUGCAUAGGGGAGGUGUGGAUAACGUGGCAGCCUCUCUAUAUUUAUCCAUGGCAGAUGCAUGCACGAGCGCCUGGGAUGCCACCCCAUCCUAUAUUUAACCCACAGGCCCAUAGGCAGCCACAGACAUACGGGGGCCGCUGCUGCACUUGAGACUGCUCUGCUCUCUGGCUGUGUUGAGCGGUGAUACACGAGAAGAGGCACCAUGGUGGUGGGAGGCUCGUCCGAGCUGAAGAUUUCCCUCGGGGAUAUAUUUAAGAAGUUCAACCGCGCGCCCGUCACGCAAGGGCCAUCCUCACAACCCACGUCCCCCGGCACGAGAGACGAGCCAAGUGGCGCGGAGAAGACUGAUGGGAAGGGAUCACAAAGUCGGCAGGAUGACCCGGGUAACGCGAGCGAUCGGAACUUCGGUGCUUCCAAGAAGUUGCAGGAAAGGGCGGUGAACGGUAGAGUGGUGGAGCGAGGUGCACGGGAGGACCGUUGUGUCCCUGACAAGUCUAGUGAUGCGCAACCAGAGUGCGCACUGAGGCCGGCUCAGGUGGAUCAAGCAAAGGAUAGGAGGCGGAAUGGUGAGGUGAUCGAGCAAGGUGGAACGUUGGGGAGAAGUAAUGUUUUAAACAAGUUAAUCAAUGAUCAGCUGGAGAAAAAGUUGAGUUCGAUUCUGUCAGAAAAACUACAGCAGAGGAUGCAGAAUGGUGAGGUGAUUGAGAAAGGUGGAAUGUUGGAAGGAAGUAAUGUUUUAAACGAGUCAAGCGAUGAGCAGCUGAAGCAAGAAUUGAGUUUGACACGGUCAGAAAAGCUAAAGGAGAGGAGGCGGAAUGGUGAGAUGAUUAAGCAACGUGGAAUGUUGGAAGCAAAAGGUGUUUCAAUUGAGUCCAACAUAAAGACUGAGAAGCAAUCCCAUGAACUAAGUUCAGGUCAACGAGAGAAGCCAUCAAAAGAUAAAAGACUCGAGAACAAGGCCUGUGGUGAAUCUGGGGAGAAUGGUGACAGAGAUAUUUUAAAUGUGUCAAAUGGCGACUUGCCCAUUAGUGAGGUCAAAUCAACUCUGUUCGAAAAGCCAUUGCAGGAAGAUAAAGCAGCAGACAAUGUUACAACUCAAAAUGGCAAAGAAAUGCGAGACCUUAUAAACGAGUCGAUUUUGAACCAUCGCAGCGGCCCGGGGCUCAGGCGUGUAGGUCUACAACCUCAGCAGAAGCAGCCGCAACAGCAACAGACACAACAGGAACAGCCAUCGCAAGGAAAAAGGCGCGAACAAUGGCGUGUAGUUGAGCCAGCAGGUAACCAGGACGCUGCAGCAGAUUCAGCUGCUUUUGCAGACCCUCCUCCCGACUCAUCAGAGUCUGUCGACUCAGAUGAAUCAGCGCAGGAGGAUUCGACGCGCAGUGUCGUGUGGAAUGGGGUCAUGGAAGAAUUACGAGAUCGCGCGGCUGCAAAGAAGGCUGCGAGCUUCCGUUUGAUCAACAGGUCGAGUCAGCCUGCGGUAAAGAGACCCAAUCGCGGAGCGAAUGAGCUGAGCGAAGGACUGAAGACAAACACAAGCACUGUACAGCCUACCUCCGAUCCGUCAGCUAACACCAGUUUAAAAUCUGAAUGUUUGGAGCAGCAGGUUGGGAACGCUGAAACUCGGGCUGAUGGUACCAAGCAAUGCGAGCCUUCGUCCACCAUCGGCCGGAUUGCGACCUCGAAUGGGUGUAAACCAGAGCAAAAAAAAACUGUACCAAACGAUUCAAUAACAAAGCAAGGCUCCACUGUUGAUCUAUCAAAAGAUUCCAUCCAUCCUCAGGCAAGCGUUGCCAUCAGCUCCCGCAAUUCAGAGCCUCCUGUGCAACGAUCCAGGGGACUUCAAUGCGGCAUCAACAAGGGCACCAAUCUGGCGUCUCAAGACCGUUCUGCUGAACCGCAAACAGAAAAGCCUGUUAGUAUGAGCAAAACAUUGGAGUCGACUCAGCUGGAGAAGCCACUGCGCUGUGAGACUGAUCAAUGUUGUACGACUGAAUCUCAAAGUCCCACCAAACCAGCUUCUGCCCGUUCGCCAAUCAGCUGCCCUUUGUUGCAAUCCGCCCCUCUGCAACAUCUGAAUAAGCCCAUUGCAGGAGAUCGACCUGUAAAUGCACAAGUUAAGAACCAGGCGAUCGGUCCAAUGACGCCCCCACCAACGAAUGAGAAUACACUGUGUUCUUCAAAAAUGGUGAUUACCCUGUCGAGUGGGUGGGGCAAGACGAACUAUGAGUCGACCCCGGCGAACGCCCGACACUUAUCUCGCAGCACUUCGCAGGUGUCCAUCUCCCAGAAGACCUCGUCAGACCAAGGUGUUUAUUCAGGUAUCCCACCAGCUUACUCCAAUGGCACCCUCAGCCCGACUGAACGUGUUCCAGUGGGGUCCCUCCAAACGAAGCAAGACAGGUCCAGUGAUCAUAAAUCUGAGCCAAAGCAAGACACCAGUGGCUCCAAAGAGGACUUUAAUGAAUCUAGGACAAUCAAAGAGGUAUCAAAACUAAGCUUCAAUUUAUCAGGACCAACCUCGCCUACUACUAGCACUGCAGGAAAGACCUUUAGGAUAUGCAAUCCAUCGACAGAUACAUGCCAAAGUAUAACCGCCAACAUAAAGCUGAAAGAGUCAGUUCCAGAGAAUGUUUAUGUGGAAGUGAAAAAACCUGUCGCCAGCCCAUUAGCUUCCCCAAUCUCCAGUGAGGUGCACGUUGUGAAGAAGGACUCAGUCAAUCGAGGACAAACACCAACUGCAGUUACACCCAAGGUACAGCCGGAGAAAUGCACUCCCAUGCAGACUGCAAAGCAGCUUAGUCAGCUGAACGGGGUAUCCGCUGAGCAUGACUCCACCAACAUGACGGUCAUGGAAGAUCAAGAACCAUCAAGAACCCACAGCAUCCGAGACGACCAGCUUCAGAGCAAUGGGGUGGUCAAACAGGAAUUGAAAAAAGUCACACAUUCGGACAUACAACCAAAGCAGGAACCCCGUAAGCCCCAAUGUGCAACAGAUUUAGGGAGCAACAAGAAAGGGAUGGACUUGGAGCCCAAAGGGGGUUCGCAGCCUCCAGUGUCAGCAGCAGCAGCAGCAGGUACAAGCAGACGCCCACGGGUCCCUCUCAGCAACAACAGUAGCAGGGAGUGUGGCGUCGGUGGUCCGCGCGUCCCGCCCGGCUCGGGUGGCUGUGUCGGUGGGCUGCGCAGCGCCUGGGAGCAAUGGUCGGACGACUACACAGAGAGGCAGAAGCUGAACCCAUUCAGCCAGCGCUUCGACAUGGAGCAGGCGCUGUCCACGCUGCCGCAGAAGGGCGAAGAGGGCUACGGGAGGCCCAAGGAGGGCACGCGGACGGCCGAGAGGGCGGCUCGCGCGCAACAGGACGUGCGCAAAGAGAUGCUGGAGAUGUGCUACCUCAUCCGGCGCAUCGGUGAGCCGGGGAGCGACGGGCGCAAGCAGGUUGCCUUUGGGCAUCUCUUCCACACGUACGCCCGUGUCUCCGACAAGCUCGUGGGCAUCCUGCUGCGGGCUCGCAAGCAUGGGCUGGUGGACUUUGAAGGCGAGAUGCUGUGGCAGGGACGCGACGACCACGUGCAGAUCACUCUGCUUUCCUGACCACGUGGUGGCACGAAUCAAAGCGGCACAAAGAAGCGGGGUGGGGCUUAAAGGAGGCUGUGCCGCCCAUAUGGAGGCGGUGGUGUGAUGUCGAGUUGCCACCUGUCCCGGUUUUCCGGGAUCGUCUUUUUGUUAAGAGAUAGAGUUAGGGCUGGGAAAUAUGUACGUCUUCCUCAGACGUUAAAAUUGCAUUGUAAGUAUGAUUUCAUUUAUCUAACCACUUUGAACUAGCGUUGGUGGAUCACGCUUGAGAUGGAGCAAUAAAAAUGUGCGUUACGCGCACCUUCAGGGAAAAUUUUUAAUACAUAUAAGGGGGCGGGUACAGCAAAUAGGUAUGUAAUUAUAUUGUGCUGAAGGUUAUUAUUGUUAUUUUAAUUCAGGACGCUCAGGUUCCCUCUGCCUCCAACGGCCACGGAAACACCACGACAACAAAAAAGACAUCUCACGUAUUCCCAAAUCGCUCGAUUUUGACGGAUCUCUGAAGCUAAGCAGGGCAGGGGAGGGGGGUUGGUCCUGGAGAGUGGCUUCUAUGGAGCGACCACCACGGGUAAAAACAGGUGCCACAGGUUGUCGUGGGUGCAGAAGAGGGAUGGUGGUGGUGGGGGGAACCAAUGUAGCAGAAUCAACUGUUGCCCUGUGCUCUGAUUUUUACGCUUACCGCACUUCAACCCACCGGAGUGGUGACGUGUGGUCACGUUACCCGCGGUGACGUCACGACCCCGUGACGUCAUCCGCGGGUGACGUCACGACCCCGUGACCCACGGGCACGUGGGCGCGCGCGCUCGUCGUUUGUUUUCCCGCGCGAAAGCGAGGCCUUCGACUCGCUACGCCGUUACAUUUAAAAAAAAUUGUUAUCGUAAUUACGAAACGAGUUUAAAGUGCAAACUUAUUCGAGGUUUCUUCUUUUUUUUUCCGUGAACAUCUUGAGAGGAAAUGCGGCCGAGUUGUGAAAGAAAUCUGUAAAAAAACAACCUUUGUUUUUCUUCACGUAACUCACGUAUGGAGGUACAGUGUUCUUUUGUUUAAAUCAAUUAACUCGCGGGUGUUAUUGCGUGGCAUGGUUUAAUUAUUAUGUAUUUGCAAUCAAAUGAAAGUGCAAUGUACCGUUUUCUCAAUGAUUACUGUAGUCAGUGUUGGCAGUAAUACGGUAUUCGCAAUACUGUACUGUAACACGACGUUGCUCUUUUUUCAUUUCGCUUAAAAGUGCACUUUUUACGUAACGUAUUUCAUGUGUUUAUAAUAUGCAUCAUUUAACAUGGGAGUUAAUAAAUAAACGUAACAUUUUCCAUGUGCCUAAUGUAUCUCAUUGGAUUCGGUUUUUGUAUACAGCCUUUCAUUAAAAAUCGCGACCA